AUUGUUUUCGCACACACACACACUGCCACAACCGACUGCACCACUUGCUCAGCAGCAGCAUUCAUUCGCAUCCACCGCACUACUUGCUUGCCUCCGUUUGUUGCCUGGCGUGGCUGGUGUGGAGCAAGCUCCUGGUGUUGGCUGAACACGCACAAGCACAACAACCCGCACACCUCAUCUCACCUACGGCAGAUGCGCUUGCGACCCCAAACGAUGACAAUGGUGAAGCGCUUGGCCGCCGUUGCCGUGCUGGCACUUGGCAUGAUUGCCAUGCAAGCAUCGGUGACUACCGCCUCCUCAAACAAGGAUGAAUCCACGUGGUCGUCCCUCCAACACAACGUUCUCUCUUACCUCAUCCUCAUCAUCCCGGCGGGUCUCUUUGUGCGCUACGUCAAGCAACAUCCAGGGCACGGCACGUUCUUUGAUUGCGUCGCAUUCACAAUGGAGCACCCCGACUUUAUGAUGCAAGCCAUCAUCCUCUCCAUCACCUCUGCUACAGGCCAGAUGUUCAUCUUCUACACCCUCGCCACUUAUGGCGCUCUUGUCUUUGCCAUCAUCAUGACGCGCCAAGUCAUUUCCAUCUUUGUGUCCGCCGUUGUCUUCGGCCACGUGUUUGCUCCCCAGGGCUGGCUCGGCAUUGCGGUUGUGUUUGUUGCGCUGUUCUCGCGCAUCUACCUGCGCACGUCCAACCGUGGAAAGAAGUGA
This is a messenger RNA of Salpingoeca rosetta, 705 nucleotides long. RefSeq lists its product as uncharacterized. The coding region runs from base 193 to 705 and encodes 170 amino acids. The record is from RefSeq and is a predicted model, not a curated record. Gene Ontology annotation, cellular component: endoplasmic reticulum membrane; Golgi membrane. NCBI's taxonomy places the organism in Eukaryota, Choanoflagellata, Craspedida, Salpingoecidae. The transcript has 4 exons. Gene Ontology annotation, biological process: transmembrane transport. Gene Ontology annotation, molecular function: 3'-phosphoadenosine 5'-phosphosulfate transmembrane transporter activity.